Acaulospora morrowiae is the source of this 1029-nucleotide messenger RNA. Lineage: Eukaryota; Fungi; Glomeromycota; Glomeromycetes; Diversisporales; Acaulosporaceae. The record is from the annotation of a GenBank genome assembly.
AUGACUCGUGCAGGACCUUGCUUAAUCAUAACCUUUACUCUACUGGCAUUUUUAGUAGUGCUUGCUAGUUUCAUCACGGUCAACUUUAAUCAAAAACCUGAACAGGAUAUCUCACUUCGCACCGGUUAUCCAUUAUGGCACCCUCCGAUUGAAGGUUAUGAUCAACAAAUAAUCGAUGCUGUAAGUAUUUUCACCACCUUGGUGACUUCUCUGAGUGGUUAUUACAUCAUGAAAUGGUUGUCGGAACCAGCUGGCAAAAAGUACACCACGAUUUUCGUUUUGGAUGACUACAAAACAGUUACGACCGAGGAAUUCAAUUAUUUCUUGGGCAUCUAUGCUUUACUCACUGCUCUUCCCACAUUCUUUAUCAUCUGGUUCGAUGUGGGAAAAUUAUGGAGCGCCAUCGGUAUAUUUCACAAUGUUUCUGAAGUCAUAAUAAUGUUGGCAAUGCAUCAAGGUGGAAGGAUUAUUUCGAGUGCAUCCAUAGGAUGGUUGAUAUUAUACGCGAUCUUUGCCAGCACUCUUAGCCUGGCUCUCAGUUGGCCUCUGGAUGCGGUAUGGUUUAAAAUGCAAGGACUUUGUUCCGACUUCGCCAUUUGCAUCCAGUUCACACGAACAUAUUUCGCCACAAAAGCUCAGAUGCGAACAGAUGCCGCGGAAAGAGAUCCUAUUCACAGUGAGGAAAUGUCGACCGAAGAACGAAAUAGUCGACACGAUCCGAUCGUCUAUUUCCCACAUCAACUCUUGUUAUUAAUUUUGGCGUCAUUAGUUCACAUUGUUGGCAAUUCCAUAACGACUUUCUACGUUUCCCAAUUCACGUAUUCCCUGUUCAUCGCAUCACAGAGCGUCGUAUUCACAACCUAUGCAUAUUAUGUUUACCUGGACACUCGCGCAAAAUCCGUUUCCCCACAAAGGGUUAUUCACUUACCCGACACUGCCGGCUGGAAAGUUGCUACCGUGACAAUUUCUUCCAUUACACUUUCACUCUUGGUCACCCGAAUCGCUUUUGCAAUAGCUAGCAGCAACUAA